This is a messenger RNA of Penicillium taxi, 1542 nucleotides long. Its product is annotated as basic helix-loop-helix domain-containing protein. The record is from RefSeq and is a predicted model, not a curated record. The coding region runs from base 1 to 1542 and encodes 513 amino acids. Gene Ontology annotation, molecular function: protein dimerization activity; RNA polymerase II cis-regulatory region sequence-specific DNA binding; DNA-binding transcription factor activity, RNA polymerase II-specific. Gene Ontology annotation, biological process: regulation of transcription by RNA polymerase II. Lineage: Eukaryota; Fungi; Ascomycota; Eurotiomycetes; Eurotiales; Aspergillaceae. The transcript has a single exon.
AUGGCCGAAGCAAGUCUUUUCAUGAUCAAGCACGAAUCUGACGAUCGCAGCAAUCCUUUCUUUAUGUCUCACUCCGGUUACAUGGGUAACCCAUUUGGGAAUCCCAACGAUGGGAUUGACCCAUCGGACUUGUCAAUGCAGCAGAGUGGCUUCAUGCCCUUCUCAUUUGGCUCGCAACAGAACAUGUCUUCUAGUUUCAACUUUGGCAAUUCCGGAAUCGAUACCGAUGAGCUAUUGGACCUUGAGAUCAACGGACACAAUAACUCCUCCCGUGGUGAUAACAUGAACUACAUGCAGGACCAGUCCACCGGAGGUAUCGCUAUGAGCCACCAGAGCCAAAUGUCAAAUCUCUAUUCCAACACUCCUGACGGCGCCCCGAUGGCUAGCCCUUUUGUCCAGAACAGCUUCAACUACGAGCAGUUCCGAAUGAACCAACAAGCCCCGCACAUGAAUGCCAACUCCUUUGACCAGAGCUACAUGAACAAGGCCCGCCCUGGCCUUCAGGCAAUGGAUCGCACCUCCUCGGAUACACGUAGCCCACGGACCCCCAAGACCCCCGCUUUGGCGAACUUGAACUUGGGCACCCCAGACUCGGGAAGUUUCCCCGGCCAACCCAUUCGCACAGGCGGUCUGUCACACCGCCACCAGAAGAGUCUGUCAAAUCAAUGGGAUGGAACUCCAGGCAGCGCACAGUCCUAUGCCGAAUCUCCACUUUCUUCCCCAGGCCACCCUCAUCAUGCUGGAAUUUCGGAGAUUAUUGCAUCUGGGAAGCACGCAUCCUUGCCGGCCAAGGUGGAUCUUCAUAUGCCGAGCAAUCCCCAGGACCUCGAAUCCCAGGAGGCUAAACGUCGUCGCCGUCGUGCCUCUCAUAACCUAGUGGAGCGUCGACGUCGUGACAAUAUCAAUGAGCGCAUCCAAGAUCUCUCCCACCUGGUACCGCAACACCGUCUCGAGGAUGACAAGGUUCGAAAGCAAAUCGUGAACAACAAUGCUCUCUCAAUAGCUGGUGCCAAUGGGAAUGCCGCCACUUCUCUCCUUGCUGGAGGCAAUGGUCGCCGAGCCACUCCUGGCAAUAUCACCAUGGGUCUUCCCAUUGAAGAGAAGGAGAAGGGCCCCAACAAGGGUGACAUUCUCAAUGGAGCCGUGAGCUGGAUGCGUGACCUGAUGUGGGCUCUGCACGUCAAGUACCAGCAAGAGGCUGAGCUCGCCGAAAUGAUCAGCAACCUCGGUGGCAAUUGGCCCUUUGAGCCUACCGAGGAGGAGAAACGUAUGCGUAGCGAGAUCCUAGAGGCUCUAGAGCGCAACGACCCUAGCUCGUUUGCAUACACUCGUGGCCCUGGUAGCGGUCUCCGCGUGCCAAGACACACCAACCUCGCCGGUGACCCGGUCUCAGGCGGCAGUGACGGACUCACCCCACCCAACCUGAGCCCUUCUUUCCACAGUGGCGCCAGCAGUAUCAAUGGCCAACCUCAAUUCUGGAACAGCGCCGGCCAUGCCGCGAUGAGCUUUAAGGAAGAGGAUGAGUAUGGCAUGGAGAUGUGA